Microcebus murinus (gray mouse lemur) is the source of this 4034-nucleotide messenger RNA. RefSeq names its product egl-9 family hypoxia inducible factor 3 (gene EGLN3). Gene Ontology annotation, biological process: cellular response to hypoxia; peptidyl-proline hydroxylation to 4-hydroxy-L-proline. Gene Ontology annotation, molecular function: L-ascorbic acid binding; peptidyl-proline 4-dioxygenase activity; ferrous iron binding. NCBI's taxonomy places the organism in Eukaryota, Metazoa, Chordata, Mammalia, Primates, Cheirogaleidae. The record is from RefSeq and is a predicted model, not a curated record. Gene Ontology annotation, cellular component: nucleus; cytoplasm.
GGCCGGACCUCAGCCUCUCCCCGCGUCUGGCCGCCGCUGCAGCAGUGGUGGCUUCGCAUCUCCAAAAGGGGCCCUCCGACUCCUGGCUGAGCCAGUCGGGCGCUGGGUCGUGGGGCCCCGCACUACUCCAGCUAGUCCCUGAACCGGAGAUCCCUUCUCCCCAGAGUUGCGAGCAACUUUCCCCUGUCCCCGGCGCUGCGGUGGCUCGGGGACCGUGGCUGCCCGCCGCAGGUUGCUGAACCCCGGGCCACGCUCCCCGCGCUUCGGCUUUGCGCUCGUGUAGGUCGCUCCCUCUCUGGGUGCACGCUGGGGGUCCGCGACCUCGGCUCUGCGGGCGAGAUGCCCCUGGGACACAUCAUGAGGCUGGAUCUGGAAAAAAUCGCCCUGGAGUACAUCGUGCCCUGUCUGCACGAGGUCGGCUUCUGCUACCUGGACAACUUCCUGGGCGAGGUGGUGGGCAACUGCGUCCUGGAGCGCGUCAAGCAGCUGCACUGCAACGGGGCCCUGCGGGACGGCCAGCUGGCCGGGCCGCGCGCCGGCGUCUCCAAGCGGCACCUGCGGGGCGACCAGAUCACGUGGAUCGGGGGCAACGAGGAGGGCUGCGAGGCCAUCAGCUUCCUCCUGUCCCUCAUCGACAGGCUGGUCCUGUACUGCGGGAGCCGGCUGGGCAAAUACUACGUCAAGGAGAGGUCCAAGGCAAUGGUGGCUUGCUACCCAGGAAAUGGAACAGGUUAUGUUCGCCAUGUGGACAACCCCAACGGUGAUGGCCGCUGCAUCACCUGCAUCUACUAUCUGAACAAGAAUUGGGAUGCCAAGCUACAUGGUGGGAUCCUGAGGAUAUUUCCAGAAGGGAAAUCAUUCGUAGCAGACGUGGAGCCCAUUUUUGACAGACUCCUGUUCUUCUGGUCAGAUCGCAGGAACCCACAUGAAGUCCAGCCUUCCUAUGCGACCAGAUACGCGAUGACUGUUUGGUACUUUGAUGCUGAAGAAAGGGCAGAAGCCAAAAAGAAAUUCAGGAAUUUAACUAGAAAAACUGAAUCUGCCCUCACUGAAGAUUGACUGUGCUCUGAAGGUCACUGGCCUUGUUCGUUUUAGUAACAGUUCCUGAAUUUGCUUUAACAGUUGAGAUCCAAAGAUGGCCUCUUCAGUGACAACAAACUCCCCUACUGCUUGCAUCGUUCCCAUCCCCGUCUUACGCGUGGUACUUCGUGUUUUCUUGCCAAGACUGCACUGACCUGCAGAUGCUCUCUUUGCCAGAAGAACUUAUUUGCUCACUCCAGAAAUCCCUGCAGACAUCCUAGUUGGCCAGUGCUUUAACUGAUAGAUUUGAUAAUACUGGCUAUCAAGACGAGCCUAGGCGCACAGAGGAGGGGAUGAAUCUUACUUGCACUUUAUGUGUACUUCCUGAUUUGAAAGGAGGAGGUUUGCAAAGAAAAAUGAAAAUGGUGGCAGAGUGAAAGGUAUCAUGGAAGCCUUAACAACAAGAAACAGAAAUUUGUGUCAUCAAAACAAUUUCCAGAUGUUCUUAAUCCGGGGCUGUUGGAGUUUCUGGAGAAUUAUCACAACCUAAUGACAUUAUUACCUCCAUAAAGGGCUGCUGUCACAGUGAUCGAUUCAUAAGUGUCCUGUGGGAUGGACACUCCUUUUUCCCAGUCCUGCAACCCAGAUUUUCUGCCUCUGCCCCGUUUUGCUGACAAUACUGACUUUCUCAACAAAGAUGACAACACCGUUUAUUCUCUAUUUUCCUUUCUUACCUGGAGAACCUAAUUUCCCAGAAGCUAAAACUAGACAUUAGUUGUUUCGGUUGCUUUGUUGGAAUGGAAUUUGAAUUUAAAUCAAAGGAACAAAAUCUACCUGGUAGUUUAGUGUCAACCUCUGAUAACAGUGUGGAAAGAGCUAGGUUUACUGACAUACAAUAAACAUGUGUGCAUCUUACGCAAUUUGAGAGAGGAGAUAGAGUUGGAAAUGUGGGUGUUCCUGUUUUUUUCUUGUUCAGUUUUCCUUUUUAAUGAACCCACCCUUGUUCUUUAAUAAAAUAAAAAAGAAUAGGGUUCUGUAUUUUAAAAAGGAAAUGGAAAUAAAAAAAAAUCUCAAAAAACUAUUCGAGUUCUUCCACGUUGUCUGUCCCUAGCAGCCUUUCUCCAACUGACUUGACUUUUCAGAGCUACUGUGGUUGGUAGUGUGACCAGAAUCGUGGAAUUGUAGAACUGUGGAAUAUUCUACCACUGCACUCUACUGCAGCAGUACGCAGGGAUUCCGCUGCUUCAAGAACUCUGUAUUAAAAAACUUAUUUUAUGAAAAUUACCGUUCCAAGCUUUCAGUUUUACUUUCAUUUUUUUAAAUCCCUUUGAUUUCUUGCUUGAAAAUCCCAUGAACAUUAAAGAGCCAGAAAUACGUUCUUUUGCUAUGUGUAUACACAUACAUAUAUACAUAUAUAUAUGUAGAAAGACAGACUUUCCAAGAUAGAAGUUUAAUUCUUCCUCUUCUGGUUUUGGAAAAUUUUCAGAUAAAACUUGUCAUUCAUUCUCACAACUGCUCUAUUUUGUUGUAUCAUAGUACUUAUCACCUUCUAACUUACUAUGUAAUUUACUUAUUUAUUAUGUUUAUUGUCUUGUAUCCUUCUGCUAGAGUAUAAGCACAAUGAAGACAGGGAUUUUGUAUGUUUUUAAUCAAUGCAAUAUAUUCCCAGCACCUAAAAUAGUGCCUAGCACAUAGUAAGGGCUCAGUAAAUACUUUUUGAAUAAACUCGAUCUCCUACGUUAGCAUUCUCAUGGUUUGAUUCAUUUCCUCCGUAUUUGGCAGGAAGGACUCGCUGUGAUUUUUACACAUAUCUUUCUAACAUUGUUGACUUAUGAAUGUAGGCUAUGAGUUUUAGAAAGCUUUGGUCAUAGUGUCAUUUUAUAUUUGUUUACCUAUGAAUACGUCAUUCACUGACCACUAUGAAUCUGAAAUUUGAACAAACAAUAUUUCUGCCCUUUUGUAUCCUAGGACCAUAGGAGUAAAAUAAGAGUAACUUCAGGUAGGGAAGAGUACAUUCCUUCUUUGGAACAUUUUGAAAAACUUCAAUAAUAGAGAAAGAAGGAAGAUUGUUAGGAAUUUUAUAUUCUGUAAAAUUGUAACUUUUUUCCAUGAUUACUUAUGUCAUAAGAAUGAUACAAUAUUCAGAAGGAAUAUUAUAAUAUAUAGUUCCUAUGUCUUAUAUCUUUCAUUUUAUGACUUGUCAAGAGAUCUGACCACUUAGGCCUUGUUUAUUCUUCCCAAACAAAGGUCCUAUAAUCUAACAAACUAUAUAACAAAUCAAUUUUUUACACACACUGAUUUUACAUGCCUGAAUUUGAGUCCUGGAAGAUUAAGAUGGAAAAUACAACUUUAAUACUCUGUGUCUGCUUUUUGCUCCUCUCUUUGACAGUCAUUUAGGGGAAGACUUAGCCCUGCUGAAGAAACAUUUGGCAAAUAAUCUGAUCAAUUUCAUUUAUAUUCCUGGCAAUGAAAUGUUAAGAGCCUAUCUCACCGUUAUGUCACCUAUAUAGUUCAGAGUCCUUGGUAGGAGAUUAAAUUUUGAACCAAAGAUCCAAUUUCAUGGAAAUAAAAAGUCCUACCUAAGUGCAUUAAAUAGAUUUUUUAGUAGAGUAGUUAAUACCAUUUAAAUGCUGGACUGUCUGAAUCAUGAAUUAUCCAUUCAGACAUGAUUUUGUUUUUCAGGGUUUUUAGAGGCAGGGUUAUCCUAACUCUUUUAGCCAUUCAGCCUUGAAAUUUCCUGUGUUUUGGAUAGCAAUGGUGGGAAAUGCCACGCUGGGUCAGCAGUUUGUUUAAGACAGGAGUUUGGACAUGUCAGGUACUUUUAUAUUUGAUCGGCUAGGAGGAUAAGCACAAGGGAUAUUCUUAGUAAAGUUAUUUUCAUUAAAAAUAAUAUAAAAUUGACUUAGCUUCAGUCUUGAAUCUUUUGAAUGAUAUGAGAAGAAUACUGGUUUGUGAGGUGGUUAAAGAUUAUUGUCAGAACAGAGUGGAAAAAUAAACAGUUCUUUUCAAAUGAA